Molecule: messenger RNA, 1043 nt
Organism: Cottoperca gobio
Lineage: Eukaryota; Metazoa; Chordata; Actinopteri; Perciformes; Bovichtidae
Gene: ptger2b
Product: prostaglandin E receptor 2b (subtype EP2)
Exons: 2
Coding region: 15-1010 (331 amino acids)
Biological process (GO): cellular response to prostaglandin E stimulus; inflammatory response; positive regulation of cytosolic calcium ion concentration
Cellular component (GO): plasma membrane
Molecular function (GO): prostaglandin E receptor activity
Source: RefSeq, a predicted model, not a curated record
UACUUUGAAUAUAUAUGGCAAACAAUAUAUCCAGUUGCCAUGACAUUGUCGACGUGGAGUCCGGAAAGCCUAUCACCUCUGCGGUGAUGUUCUCCACCGGUGUUGUAGGCAACAUCGUGGCGCUGGUCCUGCUGGGGGUCCGGAGCAGGAGGACCAGUCCGUCCCUGUACCAGAUCCUGGUGACAGCGCUCCUCAUGACCGACCUGCUUGGCUCCUUCUCUGUCAGUCCUGUUGUACUGUCAGCUUAUGCUCGGGGGAAGACUCUCGUGGGAAUGAGUGCAGGCAGGGAGGUGUGCUCCUACUUUGGCUUCAGCAUGACUUUCUUGAGCCUCUCCACGUUGGCCUUCCUGUGCGUAAUUGCGCUCGAGCGCUACCUCUCCAUUUGUCACCCUUAUUUUUAUGAGAGGCAUCUGAGAAAACGCUGUGGUUACAUCACUAUUGCUCUCAUCUACCUGGGCAGCAUCCUUUUCUGCGUCGGUCCUUUUCUGAGUUUUGGUAAAUACGUGCAGUACUGCCCGGGGACCUGGUGCUUCCUGGAAAUGAGCCACAAGGAUGAAAAGGAUAAAGUUUACAUCGGAUUUUUCGCAACUUCCAUUGUCCUCUUGAUCUCCAGCACGGUGGCAUGCAACAUAUCUGUCAUUUUCCACUUGGUGAUGAUGUACAGGAGGCGCAAAGUGUGCCGGAGCGGAGUGUCUGCGCACUCCCGGUACCGCAGGUCUCUGUCAAUGACGGAGGAAGUGGAGCAUCUGCUGCCGCUGGCUAUCAUCACUGUAGUCUUCAUCUGCUGCACCUUCCCCUUAGUGCUCAGAGUGUACAUAAACUUCACAGGCAGCCCUGAUCCGGAUAACACAGCUACAGCUGACCUUGAUGCUCUCCGUUUUCUGUCAUUCCACUCUACCAUCAAUCCCUGGGUCUUCAUGGUCCCCUCCAUUCUGAGAAUCAUCUGGAGGAAGUUGCGCAAACCGAAAAAGUCCACAUUCAUCUGUGGGAAGAAUCUGCGUAAUACUUGAUCGACCCGUCAGAAACACUUAACUUAACUUUAC